Molecule: messenger RNA, 1269 nt
Organism: Danio aesculapii
Lineage: Eukaryota; Metazoa; Chordata; Actinopteri; Cypriniformes; Danionidae
Gene: ankrd39
Product: ankyrin repeat domain 39
Exons: 4
Coding region: 626-1066 (146 amino acids)
Molecular function (GO): protein binding
Source: RefSeq, a predicted model, not a curated record
UGAAUCCCCAUGGAGGUCAGUGCACAUGCAGUGGUCAUCUUCCAACACCGAGCGUCCAUCAGACUCUGGAGGAGAUGGACUUUGAGAGAGGUGCUUACAUGCAUUUAUACACACACAUUCUCACCGGCCACUUUAUUAGGUACACCUUACUAGUACCGGGUUGGACUCCCUUUUGCCUUCAGAACUGCCUUAAUUCUUCAUGGCAUAGAUUCAACAAUUUACUGGAAACAUUCCUCACAGAUUUUCCUCCAUAUUGACAUGAUAGCAUCACACAGUUUAUGCAGAUUUGUCGGCUGCACAUCCAUGAUGCGAAUCUCCUAUUCCAUCACAUCCCAAAGGUGCUUUAUUGGAUUGAGUUCUGGUGACUGUGGAGGCCAUUUGAGUACAGUGAACUCAUUGUCAUGUUCAAGAAACCAGUCUGAAGGGCGUCACACACCGGAUGCGCCGCGACACGGUGCACACAUGACAGUUGAAAGUAUCGCACACCAGACGCGCACAUUCGCAUGCUAUUUUAAACAGUUAACAGUGUCCUGAGUCGUGAAGAUGCCAUCAGUAGAUGGGUACACUGUGGUCAUGAAGGGAUGGACAUGGUCAGCAUCAAUACUCAGGCAUUUGGUCAGCAGCGAUGGAUGGAGAUGUGGAGAGAGUCCGGAUGCUUAUUAAAAAAGGGACUGAUCCAAAUAUGAGGGACCAGGCAAACUACACUGCUUUGCAUUAUGCUAGUCGAGCAGGUCAUGUGUCAGUGUGUGAGCUGCUGCUGGGCUGCGGGGCCUGUGUGAAUGCUCAGACUCAUGGCGGGGCGACGCCGCUUCACAGAGCAGCUUACUGCGGACACCACGACGUGCUGAAGCUGCUGUUAGAGCGAGGAGCAGAUCCAGGCCUUACUGAUGACGAUGGAGCUACACCCCUGCAUAAGGCUGCUGAACAGAGGAGUUUUACAGUUUGUGAGCUGUUGGUGAACCGCUUCUCAGCUUUGCGGGAAAUAAAGGAUAAAAGAUCACGAAUACCUUUCAAUCUCUGUCCAGAGGAUGACAACAAUUGGAGGUUUCUGAAACCAGCACAAUGACCAGAUCUAUUACAGUUUGUAAGGCCUUUUCAUGAAGGAAUAUGAAGAACCUUUUCAAAGGCUGUGCCUUGUUAUUCAGUGUGUCAUAUGCAUGGAACAAUGGAUCAUCCCUGAUGGUCACAUUAGACUUUUGUGAGCCUACAAGAGUCAAUCCAGUGCCAGCAAAUAUGACCAGAUCAAGAAAUAAAAGACUGCGAUGCUAA